AUGGCAUUGCAUAUUGUGCACUAUCGCCUCUGCAAACCGGCGAGGAAUUUGCAUCUCAGUUACCCUUCGGAGUUCAUUCGAGGAGCGUUUACACCUUUCCAGAAUAGGCCGCUUGUCAGUGGAACUUCCAGUACAACCCCGCUUGUCGGACACCCUGACUACAUGGGCUUAGUUGAUCCGACAGCAGACGUGAAGAUGGUCUUCACCCUUAGACAUCAGCACUGCCACAGACAUCUGCCACUUCUUCGGAAGUGGGAACCGCUUGGAAAAGUUGGGCGACGUCGUGAAUACGUUGACGCCAUAGCACUUCACUUCCAAUGCGUGAUAUCAUAA
Molecule: messenger RNA, 333 nt
Organism: Protopolystoma xenopodis
Lineage: Eukaryota; Metazoa; Platyhelminthes; Monogenea; Polystomatidea; Polystomatidae
Source: the annotation of a GenBank genome assembly